AUGCCGGUCUCUGAAGACCUGAUCAACUUCGACGUGAUUGAGGCACAGAAGGAGAACGUUCAAUCUCUUCCAGGUGGAAGAUCCGCAAAGGCUCUGGCACAAAUAUUCUCAUCUGGUAGUAACGGCGACAAAUACAACACACCCUCACCGAAUGACACCCGGACCCUAAAUGACGCGAUUCGACAAGAAUACGAGGCUGAAUUGCAAGCAAGCGCCGACUCCGAUGAUCCACUCGAUGCAUAUGACAGAUACGUGAAAUGGGCCAUAAAUGCAUACCCAUCGGCACAGGCAACAGCAGAAUCCGGGCUUCUGCCAUUACUGGAACGAGCAACAAAGGCCUUUCUAAACUCAACACACUAUAGAAAUGACCCUCGAUAUCUCCGGUUAUGGCUUCAUUAUAUCAGAUUGUUCUCAGACGCGCCGCGUGAGACGUUCUCCUUUUUGGCUCGCCACCAUGUCGGGGAAGGCCUCGCCCUGUUCUACGAAGAAUUCGCCAAUUGGCUUGAGAGUGCGGGACGAUGGGCUCAGGCGCAGGAAAUCUACAAGCUUGGCAUUGAGCGCGAAGCACGUCCCCAGGAGCGCUUACUACGCAGAUAUGGCGAAUUUCAGACACGAUUAGAACAACAGCCUCAAGGCAGCGAUGGACCAUCUUCCCCUGCUCUUCCGACUGUGCGGCCGGCCUUGGCGGCAAAAGUUGACCCAUUCGCAACCGCGCGGGUUGCCGACCCUCAAGCACCUCAACCUAGAGCCUCCGGGGGUCGUGCAGCUACCAAGUCCAGCAAACAGAAGCUUGCUGUGUUUUCCGAUUCGGAUAAUCCAGAUUCUAACCAACCGCCAGUGAGCAGUUUGUCGAAAGGUUGGGAUAGCAUUGGGUCGAUUCGAGACAGGCGCAAGGAAAACGAAAUGGAAGCCAAACCUUGGGUUGGUGAGACAUUGAAGCAGGAGAAGAAACCAGUACCGGUCCAGAAAAUGGCUGUAUUCAGAGAUGAGCCCAACAAUGAGGUUUGCUUCGAAGAGCUCCGAGCCGCCAGUCGAGGAUGGCUACAGAAAGACUGGUCAACGCCGAAGAAACCACUCAAAGAGAUUCAUACUAACGCUGCUGGACGCUUGCCAUCCGAUUUGGAAGAAGGUACAGACCGAUUGCUUGCCCAAGAUGUGAAGCAAAAGCUUGUUCUUGGAGAAUCUUCACAGGAUGAUCAUCGAGAUAGGAGGUUAUCCAAAGUCAAAAAGAUUAAAGUCAAGGAGGUUGGAGAAACACAGACUAUCAAAACCAAUCUGGAUUCUCCAACCGGACCAAGGAUAAAGAAGAAGAACAACUCUGAGCCAACGAUGACCUUCCAUACUCGGGCCGCCACAGAUGAAAUUUAUAGUAUAUUCAAUCAGCCCUUGAAAACCGAAACUGAAAAUGCAGACCAUGGCGACAGCUUCUUGGAUAGUGAAUACGAGGACGACGAUUACACAAGUGGCGGCGAAAGCACCGGCACCGGCAGGAUAUCGGCAGGKCAAAGCGAAUUUGACGAUGAUGAGACAAGAGGAGUUGAUGUUGAUGAACCAAUUGACGAAGGUAGUGAACAUGAAGACGAAUGGACGGAAUUUACUGCCAGCAAACAUAUUCCCAAUGUCUCUUCUGCGGAACACGGACUUGUCGAGAAUGCGGAUGACGAAGAUUUUAAGACCAAGUACAUUCCUGAAAUACCAGACGACUACAAUCCACCUCUUGGUCCAUAUCGGGAUGCCGCAAUGAUGGCUCAAAACCGACUCCCUUUUAUGACCCCCAUUAUCGAGAAGACAGAGUCUUCCUUACCCUCCUUUACGGCCGGAAGGAAUCGGCACUACGAGACCAAAACGCCCUGCAAGACAGUUCCCGAGGUUGAUUUUACUCCGUCCGGCUCACCAGUUGGAGAUCUAUUGCUUGCCACUCCGGAUGCGGGUGCGUUGAACGCGAAUGUCGGAGAUGUUCAGUCACCUAGCCUCGGCGUGAAGACUUUACGACGAACUCCGGUCAAGCAAGUUGCGCCAUUCGCAAUCUCCAACGCUGACUGCAUCAUCAAGGAUGCCCAAUGUGAUCCAAGUGACAGAGCAAUCCGCAGCAAGAUCCUCAAGAUGAUUGAGCCGCCUCUUACAUCUUUCGCUGGCUACUAUGAUCAUUCAUCGAGCUUUGGAGCACAUGCAGCAGACAUCAUGAAAUACUCCAGAUCCAUGAAAAAACCGACAAAGGGUAGCGAGAGACUAUCGUCCACUCCCCCAGUACUAAAUUUUCCCGGCAGUGGCAGGACUUAUGCAAUCAGGCGCGAACUCGGUGCUGGCGCUUAUGCUCCAGUUUAUCUUGCUGAAAGCGGGGAAGACAUUGACUCCUACCUUUCUGAUAGCGAUACGGAAGGGAAUAACACUUCCUCUCUCAAACAAAAGCACGAGCAAAAUCUUCAGCGGCGUAGUCUUGAAGCCAUCAAACUUGAAACAGACCCUCCCAGCGCUUGGGAAUUUUACAUGAUCAAGUUGACGCAUGAUCGUAUACGUGCUUCCUCUUACUACUGUCGGGCAUCAGAGAGCAUUGUGAAAGCACAUGAGCUCCAUCUAUUCAGGGACGAGUCGUUUUUGGUAGAGGACUAUCAAGGACAAGGCACGCUCUUGGAUCUGGUCAAUAUCAUAAGGACAGAAGCUAUCACUAACACUGGGAACUCAGAGGCUGGCAUGGACGAAGCACUCGCUAUGUUCUUCUCUGUGGAAUUGUUCCGCACAGUCGAAGCGCUUCAUGCCUGCGGUAUACUGCAUGGAGAUAUCAAACCCGACAAUUGUCUAGUUCGAUUUGAGGAUAAGAAGAGCAGGUCGUCAUUGCAAUCGCCUCCAGCUGAAUCUCUCCUUGACCUCGCAGAUGAAGAUUCCAUAGCCGACCCCAGUGAAAUCCACUACUCUGCUCGUGGACUCUGCGGCUGGCGAGAGAAGGGCCUCACUUUAAUUGAUUUCGGCCGAGGUAUCGACAUGAAAGCCUUCCGACCAGACGUUCAGUUCAUAGCGGAGUGGGAGAUGAGUCAACAUGACUGCAAUGAAGUACGCGAAAUGCGACCUUGGACAUAUCAGAUCGACUUGUACGGAGUUGCAGGCACGAUUCACGCGAUGCUUUUUGGUAAAUACCUCGAAUCUGUCCCCGUCAACAACGGACGUAAUUCAUCCGGUGGACGGGUUUCAAUGGACGACGCAGAUACCAGCGCCGAUACCAACGCAGAUGGAAACUCAGGAAUGAAACGAUACCGCAUCCGUGAACCAUUCAAGCGCUACUGGGACAGAGAAAUUUGGAACGACGUAUUCGACCUUUUGUUGAACCCGUGCACAGAGCGAUGGGCAUGCAUGGAGCAAGAAGAAUCGUCGGAAUCCACAACAUCACUACCAGUCCUGCGGUCCCUGAAACACGUUCGCGAGAGAAUGGAAGCCUGGCUAGCCGUCAACGCAGAAAAGAAGAAUCUUUCUCUGCAGAUCCGAAAAUUGGAAGCUCAUCUAUCCCGCCGACGCGAGCGAUUAGAAAAGGAGCGAUGA
Messenger RNA from Talaromyces amestolkiae, 3531 nucleotides. RefSeq lists its product as uncharacterized. The record is from RefSeq and is a predicted model, not a curated record. The coding region runs from base 1 to 3531 and encodes 1176 amino acids. The transcript is spliced from 3 exons. Gene Ontology annotation, biological process: protein phosphorylation; mitotic spindle assembly checkpoint signaling; meiotic sister chromatid cohesion, centromeric. Lineage: Eukaryota; Fungi; Ascomycota; Eurotiomycetes; Eurotiales; Trichocomaceae. Gene Ontology annotation, molecular function: ATP binding; protein kinase activity.